Geodia barretti is the source of this 1731-nucleotide messenger RNA. The record is from the annotation of a GenBank genome assembly. NCBI's taxonomy places the organism in Eukaryota, Metazoa, Porifera, Demospongiae, Tetractinellida, Geodiidae.
AGUUUCCCAAGGCGACGCGUCUAACCGGCUUAGACUACAGCGCAAGUCCGUCCCGCUGCAGUGUCCGUUGUAGGCGUUGCUGCCCUUCGGGAUCGCGCCGCCCGGCCGUUUGUACGCGUUUUUCCCUGUACGCUUUCUCUAGCGUCUUCCUAGCUCUCUAGUAGUCAUGCGCUGCUGCUAGAAGAGCCUGUUCCUGGUUUCUUCGUGGGAAGAACCGCUCCAGAAGCUCGGUUCACCGUCCGCGCGCGUGGCGUCUUUUCGAAUUGAAGGCGUGGUUGCCGGGGCUAGCUAGCUACGAAUAGUUACCGCGGAAGAGGUCACUAACAAAAUUAGUCACCGCUAAACUCGCAAUCUGAUUGGUCAAUUGCGUGUUACCUGUAGUCUAAGCAGAACGUCAUAUAAACAGCUGUUCUGACAUGUUCUUCCAUGUAAGUCAACAACCUUCAGUUUGUACUUAUGUUAGCGUAUAUUACGGCCAUUAGCGUACAUAACGGGUAAUUAGCGUACAUUACGGGCCAUUAGCUGCUUGUCUACUAGGCCCAGCUUUGCCAAGUUCAUACGUAGUGUAGGUUCUAAUUGUUGCGCACUGCGUAGUAUGCGGUACAAAUCUCUACAAAUCUCUUCCCUCUCCGUUCCAAUUCAAGAUAGCCUUAGACCACGAGAUUCUGCUGCACCCGCGCUACUUUGGGCCCAAUCUACUGGAGACUGUGAAGAAAAAGCUCUUCACUGAAGUCGAGGGAACCUGCACAGGAAAGUAUGGGUUUGUGAUAGCAGUGACGACAAUUGACAACAUUGGUCUGGGUACGCUGCAGCCCGGCCGGGGGUUCUGCCUCUACCCCGUCAAAUAUAAGGCUAUAGUGUUCCGACCAUUCAAGGGAGAGGUGUUGGACGCAAUAGUCACAAAGGUCAACAAGGUUGGAAUGUUCACACAGAUCGGACCACUCUCCUGCUUUGUUUCGAAACACUCAAUUCCACCCGAGAUGGAGUUCGACCCAAACUCAACACCACCCAGUUACACCACGGCUGAUCAGGAUGUUGUCAUUCAAGAAAAGGACAGCAUUCGGUUGAGAAUUGUUGGCACUCGCGUUGACGCUAACGACAUUUUUGCAGUUGGGACGACUAAUGGACUGAUUAUCUUGGCUAUGUGACAGCCUGACUUAGACUCGGACAAGACCAACACAUUAAUCUUCGCGCAAUCUUCCAAAAUCUCCGUCAUGUUAAAAAAAUAUUUUGAUUGUGCUUGGUUGAAUUGAAAUAAGAAAAGUUUUUGCGCUUGGCGAACAAAAAGUUGAACGAUUUUUAUUUUCGAAGUCUAAGAAACCUAAGUCCUCUUCUCCAUCUUGCCUCGUGCACGCUGCCUCUCCACACCCCCUCCCCUUUCCUCUGGGCACCAGUCUCCGCCCUCACACCCUCACUCAGGAAUGCAAUCAGCUGUUGUUGACGUGGUAACCACUGUUUCCGUGGUGACCGAGGGAGGGAUCCUUUAUGGAUGCCAGUCCGAGUGACAGUAUCUCGACAUUGGCACACUUCAGGUAGAUACGUUGGGAACCCCUUUCUGUAGUGUAUGAUACAGUGAAGAGAGUUGUCAGUGGUGGAGAGAUGAAGAGGCCGUAGAUGAAGUGAGCGUCCAAUCAGAUUAGAGGUGAUCCAGGUACACACGGUGUCGGGUUGUUUGAUGUCCAGAGCUGCUAGUCUUACAGCCAGUAGUUCAUCUGUUGGACAGGGGUCUGG